Messenger RNA from Strongylocentrotus purpuratus (purple sea urchin), 2770 nucleotides. It is a transcript of the gene wrnip1, whose product is annotated as ATPase WRNIP1. The transcript has 8 exons. Gene Ontology annotation, molecular function: DNA binding; enzyme activator activity; ATP hydrolysis activity. The record is from RefSeq and is a predicted model, not a curated record. Lineage: Eukaryota; Metazoa; Echinodermata; Echinoidea; Camarodonta; Strongylocentrotidae. Gene Ontology annotation, cellular component: nucleus. Gene Ontology annotation, biological process: regulation of DNA repair; DNA repair; DNA-templated DNA replication. Bases 204 to 2432 code for a protein of 742 amino acids.
AGGGACGUCGACGUGCGGCGUUUGAGGGCGACUUGAAUCACUUCCGUUCUUUUGUUUACCGCUGUGCAGUGUGCACUACAUUUGUAAAUGCUUUCAAGAAAGGUUUUACUGAAGAUCUUUAGAAGGUGACAAAGCUUUGAUGGUGGCAUCUUAAUACCCCUUUUUCAGCUGCCGUGAUACAACGAUCAUCAUUCUAAGAUACCAUGCCUCGACCAGUGAGGCAGAAUGCCGGUUCCCCUGGCAAGAAUGCUGUGACCUGUCCCAUAUGUGGACGGCACUGCAGCCCCUCGACCAUCAAUGCCCAUCUAGACAAGUGCUUGUCAUCCAAGGAUGAUUCUUCCCCGCCAAGGAAGAGAUCGAAGCAGGACUCCUACGCGGAAAGUGAAAAUGACGUUGAGACUGAACCGGUACACCAGCCGGGCCAGCUCAAUGCAGAGUGGGCCGCGAUUCUAAAGAAUCAAACCAAGGAGGAGAAGAAAACCCCCAAAUCUGAAAAGAAGAAGAAGGAGAAGAAAAAGUCAAAGAAGGAUUCCACUCAAUCGAGUAGUGGAGAUGGACUGAGCACUCCCAAAAAGACCAAGUCUGAAAAGGGGGCCAAAUCAGAGAAAAGUAGUGCCAAGAAGGAGAAACGGGAGAAGUCGGUCAAAGGAGAGAAGAAAAAGAAACGCAAAAGGAAACACAAAGAUAAGGGUGAUGACGACGAUGUGUUUGACUUUGAUGCUGAUGAGAUGGAGGGGGCAAAAAAGAAAGUAUCGUCGACGGACGGCACCCCUAACAAAGCAACAACUCCUUCCAAGAAAACAACUCUGAACGAUAAAAACGCCACUCCUACUCAUAAAAAAUCCCCUGCUUCACAUCAGUCACCUAAAAAGUCAUCCAUUAAGUCCCCCUUUGUCAGUUUAUCGCCAAAACAAGCUAGCCAGUCUUUCUGGGCACGGCAGAAUGCACAAUCAAUGAGUCCAAACUAUCAAGCAAUGAAAUUCAGUGCCCAAACGCCACCGGGCAUUGGAAAAGCAACAAUCCAGACGCCACCAACGGCAAAGACAAAUGCCCAGUCACCGACACCGCAGAGCACAAAGCCCACAUUUGGGGCGACGCCCUCUCAGCCACGCCCUGAUUUUCGUCCCCUUGCUGAAAGAAUGCGGCCUUAUACUAUGGACACUCUCAUAGGUCAGAACAAGGCCCUUGGUGCUACAGGGACACUUCGUCGCCUCCUGGACGUUGGUAACAUUCCUUCCAUGAUCUUCUGGGGACCGCCUGGGUGUGGAAAAACUUCACUGGCCAAUGUCAUAGCGAGACAGGCCAAGGUGAGAAACACUCAUCGUUUCAUCACGUUCUCGGCGACGACGAGCAACGUGUCGGACGUCAAAUCUGCCGUGGAGAUUGCACGGAAUGAACAACGCAUGUACAGGAGGAAGACAAUUCUUUUCAUCGAUGAGAUCCAUCGAUUCAAUAAAACUCAACAGGACACAUUUUUGCUGCACGUUGAAAACGGCACCAUCAUCCUGAUCGGAGCAACGACCGAGAACCCCUCGUUCCGGGUGAACAGCGCCCUCCUGAGUCGAUGUCGUGUAGUGGUGCUUGAGAAGCUCAGUCCCGAGAGCAUCAUGCUGAUCUUAGAGAGGGCGCUAAAGGAAGGUCAGGUCGGCAUUGUUGAGGAUCCCCUGGUAGCAGACGCCAUGCCAAACUCCGAUAAGGAGAGCACCACCAUUUCUAUUGAGAGAGAAGCGCUAUGCCUUCUUGCCAACCUGUGCGACGGUGACGCACGCUCAGCACUCAACUCCCUUCAGAUGGUCCUGGACGUGGCCAAGGGGUCAACAGGAGGUCAACAGGCUGAUGCUUCCAAGGUUCUAAGGUCAAGUGUCAUCACCAUCGACCAGAUCAGAGACAGCUUGCAGAGGUCACAUAUCAGUUAUGACAAAUCAGGUGAGGAACACUACAACUGUGCCUCUGCCCUUCAGAAGUCCAUACGAGCCUCUGAUGCCAACGCUGCGGUCUACUGGCUGGGGCGCAUGCUUGUCGGAGGCGAAGACCCCCUCUACAUUGCCAGGAGGCUCGUGGUCUGUGCCAGUGAAGAUAUUGGUAUGGCUGAUUCCCAAGCUCUCGUCCAGGCUACAUCAACAUAUCAAGCCUGUCAAACUAUUGGCAUGCCAGAAUGCGAGCUGAACCUUGCCCACUGUGCGAUCUACCUUUCAAGGGCGCCCAAGUCGCGCCAGGUGGCCACCGUCUACGCCCGCGUCAAGGACUGCCUCAAGAACCACCAGGGCCCCACCCCUCCCAUACCCCUCCACCUGCAGACCCCCGCCACCAAGUACCAGCUGGUUCGUAACACCCUGGGUGGGUGGGGCAAGGGGCGGGUCAUGGCAGGGGGGUACGAGGGGCACAUGCCAGAGAGCUUAGCAGGACUCGAUUUCUUCUCCAUGUCAACGUAGAAGCUACGGAGAAGUACUUUUUUAGCGGCGGACGCGCAGGGAUGCCAUUGACAUGUGGUGCUAGAGUUGAGGGAGGUAUAUGAUAGGGUUAAAUAAGAGUAGGUUCAGGGCCCCAAUUCACAAAACUUGUCAUCAGUGACAAAUGACAGUUUUUGUUAUAAGCUACUGAAAUUCUUGCUUCUGAUUGGUUUAUCAGCAGAUUUGUCACUGAUUUUUGUCAUUUGUCAUUGAAAAAAGGCUUUGUGAAACCGGUCCCAGGACAUGUUCUAUGGAAAUUAAGCAUGACUACAAGCUUCUUCAAGUUUCUGAUUGGAAUGUAUUUUUGACAAUUUUUUUUU